Myzus persicae (green peach aphid) is the source of this 853-nucleotide messenger RNA. RefSeq names its product chromobox protein homolog 5-like. Bases 632 to 838 code for a protein of 68 amino acids. Gene Ontology annotation, cellular component: pericentric heterochromatin. Gene Ontology annotation, biological process: negative regulation of transcription by RNA polymerase II; chromatin organization. The transcript has 3 exons. Lineage: Eukaryota; Metazoa; Arthropoda; Insecta; Hemiptera; Aphididae. The record is from RefSeq and is a predicted model, not a curated record. Gene Ontology annotation, molecular function: chromatin binding.
UUUAGCCAUGGUUUUACCUACAUCGUGAUUCAUACAUUUUAAAACCAUGACAGCAGCGUUUAAUUUUACAGUGGUAAAAUUUAGAAAUGAAUACACCUAACUAAGAGGAAUGCUGAUAAUAGAUGUCCGACUUUAUCAUUCGCCGAAGACGUCUAAAACUAAACUCCACAAUAAUUAUUGUACAUAUGCAUGCUUGUCGUCCAAAACAGCCUACAUCACUGCAAAAUGUUUUUCCUUCGUCCGUAGGCCGUAGUGCUGUUUUACACAAUACCUGUUACUUGUUUACUAUAGUUAUAACUUAUAACGGUGCAACAAUUAGUAACAACUGAUCUUUUAAAAAGUAUUAGGAUAAGGUCUGUGAGAGUAUGUGCAUGUCACAGACAACAGUAGAAUGUUGUGACUCGUGAAGUUAUAAGUAUAUAGUUACUAGUUGUCAUGCUGUUCAUUGCCGAACUCGAGGCGCCAUACUCACUCUUGUAGUCGUGUAUAUAAGCAUUACGCGGUUUAGUUCAUUGACACCCCUAAACGUUGCCGCUGACUUGAAUACCGACGUCGACGGCCAGUGGUCACUAACCAGUCAUUUGGAUUACCAUUUACCUGCUCCACAGCUAGUUUGUUCCAGUCAGCCAAUAUGUCCGACGAUGAAAAUUCAGAAGAGUAUGAAGUUGAAAAAAUAAUAUUUCAUCAAGUAAUAGGUAAUGAAAUUGUGUACUUUAUUCAAUGGAAAAACUGUGAGUUGAAUCUGAACACAUGGGAACCCGAAGAACAUUUGGUUAACUGUUCUGAAAUUCUUAAAGAAUAUAAGUCUAAAAAUAAUUUGUUUAAAAAAAAACGAUAAAUAAAUAUUGAUGUG